Magnusiomyces paraingens is the source of this 912-nucleotide messenger RNA. RefSeq lists its product as uncharacterized. Gene Ontology annotation, cellular component: Set1C/COMPASS complex. Gene Ontology annotation, molecular function: protein binding; chromatin binding. Lineage: Eukaryota; Fungi; Ascomycota; Dipodascomycetes; Dipodascales; Dipodascaceae. The transcript has 3 exons. The record is from RefSeq and is a predicted model, not a curated record. The coding region runs from base 1 to 912 and encodes 303 amino acids.
AUGUGCUCUUUUAGCCCAACUAAAAAUCUUAAUUACCAUAAAAAUCAGGCAGAAAUUAAUUGUAUUGAUUUUGAUGACGAUGGCGAUUUGGCGCUUACUUCAGCAGCAGAUGAAUCCAUUCAGCUUUAUGAUAUGAAACAAGGGAAACAUAGAAGCACAAUUUACAGUAAAAAGUACGGUGUUACUCUUGCUAAGUUUACACAUAACCGUAUGAACUGUAUAUAUGCAUCUACAAAAGAAGACGGUCACAAAGGCCGUGUUCAUAGUCUUGAAGUCUCGCCUUUAGAAGACUUGAUACUUUCGGGUUCAGAUGACAAUACUGUUAGAUUAUGGGAUUUGAGGUCUCCUACGUGCCAAGGUUUAUUAAACACGCCUGCACCAUCAUUAGUUGCAUUUGAUCCUUCAGCAGUGCUAUUUUGUGUUGCCUCAGAAAAACUUAACUGCCUUUCUCUUUACGACGUCCGAAACUUUGAUAAGCAACCUUUUAGUGUUUUUAAACUUGACAGUAACAGUCGACCAUGGCAAAAGGUGGAAUUUUCAAAUAAUGGAAAAACUGUUUUAGUCAGUACAUCUGAAGAUAUUCACUAUCUUCUGGAUUCAUUUCAUGGUGAAAUCAAAGCAAAAUUAACAGGACAUUCACCUAUACCAAGACCUUCACAAAGGAAUUCAGGUCAUACUUGCUUUAGUCAAGAUGGCCGCUUUGUAUUUUCUGGAUCGGGCGAUAAAAGAAUCUAUAUAUGGGAUACAAAUAAACAACCUGAUCAUGAUUUAAGAUUACGUCAUAUUAAAGCUCUUAAUUCACCUCAACCACCUGCUUUAUUGGCAAUGAAUCCUAAAACAAUGCUUCUUGCAACAGCUAAUACAGAGCUAACACUUUGGCUUCCAUCGCUCAACAGAGAAAAAAACAAAUAA